AUGCUUCGCUUGCUUCAACGUCGACUCACCCACUCAAUGUCUAUCGAAACUGCUAAAAAAUUGGCGGCAUAUAAAGCUGUUGAUGAAAACUUACCACCAAAUGCCAAGGUAAUUGGUAUCGGAUCUGGAUCUACUGUUGUUUACGUUGCUGAACGUAUAGGACAAUUACCCAACAAGGACGACUUUGUAUGCGUAUCAACCGGGUUCCAAUCAAAGGCACUUAUUAUCGACAAUGGUUUACAUUUGGGACAGAUUGAACAAUACCCAUCACUUGAUAUUGCCUUUGAUGGUGCUGACGAAGUUGAUGCACAAUUGAACUUAAUCAAAGGUGGUGGUGCUUGCUUGUUUCAAGAAAAGUUGGUUGCCUCCGCCGCAAAGAAGUUGAUUAUUGUUGCUGAUUAUAGAAAGCAGUCAAAGAAGUUGGGUGAGCACUGGCAUCAAGGUGUACCCAUUGAGGUUGUACCUAUUGCUUUUACCAAAUUGAUUGGUGACAUCACUAGGUUGGGCGCUAAAUCAGUGAACUUGAGACAGGGAGGUAAAGCCAAGGCUGGGCCUGUAAUUACCGACAACAACAACUUUAUCUUGGACGCUGAUUUCGGUGAAAUUGAUGACCCAAUCAAGUUGCACAAAGAGUUGAAGCAAUUGGUUGGUGUUGUUGAAACUGGGAUCUUCUCGGCCAUUGCUGAGAAGGCAUAUUUUGGUGAAGAGUCGGGUGAUGUAACUACAUGGGGAGAAACAGUUAUAGAGGAAAGUAAGUAG
Lodderomyces orthopsilosis Co 90-125 is the source of this 759-nucleotide messenger RNA. RefSeq names its product ribose-5-phosphate isomerase (gene RKI1). Gene Ontology annotation, biological process: pentose-phosphate shunt, non-oxidative branch; D-ribose metabolic process. Gene Ontology annotation, molecular function: ribose-5-phosphate isomerase activity. NCBI's taxonomy places the organism in Eukaryota, Fungi, Ascomycota, Pichiomycetes, Serinales, Debaryomycetaceae. The record is from RefSeq and is a predicted model, not a curated record. The transcript has a single exon. The coding region runs from base 1 to 759 and encodes 252 amino acids. Gene Ontology annotation, cellular component: intracellular membrane-bounded organelle.